UAAAAAGGCAAUUUUCAACAGUUUUAACAUAAUGUUUGAAAGAAGAGACAAGACACAUUACAAAAAGGAAGCACAAUGAGGGGACGUAUGUUACUUGCUGUUUUUGUUGUAUUGGCCGCAUUGAUUUCAGUGGAAUCAGCUAAAUGCGGUUCAAGAGAUUACAACCCAAGAUUCUACACCUGUUGUAACGGCAGCCUAACUUUCGGAAGCGAACAGUCCUGUUGUGGAACAAGAGUUUACAUCAACAGAGUCUACACAUGUUGUGCGGGUAAACUCAUUGUUGGAAGCGGACAGUCCUGUUGUGGAACAAGAGUUUACAACAAAGGAUUCUACACAUGUUGUGCGGGUCAACUCAUUGUAGGAAGCGGACAGUCCUGUUGUGGAACAAGAGUUUACAACCAGAGAUUCUACACAUGUUGUGCGGGUAAACCCACUUUUGGAAGCGGACAGUCCUGUUGUGGAACAAAAGCUUACAAUCACAGUUUCUACACAUGUUGUGCGGAUAAACUCACGUUUGGAAGCGGACAGUCCUGUUGUGGAACAAGAGCUUACAACCGCAGAUUUUCUUCUUGUUGUCGUGGAGUACUUCGUUUUGGAAAAUGUUAUUGAUCUGAGUCUUUUUUGUAUAUAUUUUACAUAUCAAAAUGCCAUAUUGACUUUAACUCACAAUUUUUGUUCGGUCCAAAAUGCUAGAAGCUUAAAGUAUGCAUUCAAUGCUUAUCCAGCAAGGCAACCAUAAAACGAAUCACCUCAAAUGAUUCAUCAAAAUGUUGAUGAAUGUGAGCCGUUCGUACAUAUUCCCUGAUUUUUCAGUGAUAUAAACGGAUUAAAAACAAUUUAGAUGGUUUAUUCCUGUGUAUUACAUUCAGGUAGAUUGGAUAUUUUUCUACAAUGAAUAAAAUUCUUGAUUGAACACUGAUGUUUCUCAAAUUACACGCUUUUUAAAAACUUAUUCGACUAAUUAAAUAUGUUGAUCAAUGUGCUGGAUGUGUUCGAAACUGAUUUUGAAAAGCAACGAUAAUGGGAGUCUAUGUUAAAAGCACUAUAAAAUGAUAAUUAUGAUCACGUUUAAGAAAAAUAUAUACGUCAGAUUUCAACAGUAAAACCUGUUGUAGUUUCGUUCUUCUUCUAUCAUGUUGUCAAAUAAAUGUUUUAUGUACAUGUAUGUAUGCUUUAUAAAUAAAGAGAUCUCGGACUUUUA
Molecule: messenger RNA, 1201 nt
Organism: Mercenaria mercenaria
Lineage: Eukaryota; Metazoa; Mollusca; Bivalvia; Venerida; Veneridae
Product: galaxin-like
Exons: 3
Coding region: 76-609 (177 amino acids)
Source: RefSeq, a predicted model, not a curated record